AUGCCUCCCAUCAAGACAGAACUGCGAGAAUAUGGACGCAGAAGGGCCAAGACAGGCCCGUAUGCUGAUAAUUUGGAGGUUGACGCACUUGUUGUGGGUGGAGGUUUUGGCGGAGUAUUCUGCUUCUACGAAUUGAGGAAGGCUGGCUUCAAUACCGUCAUCUACGAAGCCGGCAACGACCUAGGAGGGACGUGGCGCUGGAAUUGCUACCCUGGAGCAAUGGUGGAUUCCGAGAUCCCUGAGUACCAAUUGUCAAUCCCAGAGACAUACAAAGACUGGACCUGGCCAUCCAACUACCCAACUUAUGAAGAUCUUAGAGCAUACUUUGACCACUGUGACAAGGUCUUGGACAUCAAAAGCCAUACUGCCUUUGACAGUGUUGUCGUAGAUGCACAAUUCCAGACCGGCGAAGGCCGUUGGCACGUCAAGACUGCUGAUGGACGCACUGCCAAGGCAAAGUACAUGGUCGUUGCUGCUGGCUUCGCAGCAAAACGCUACAUCCCCGAUGAGUUCAUUGGAAUUGACAAGUUCCAAGGCAUCUGCCAUCAUUCCUCGUUCUGGCCUGACCUUAACAUUGACGUCUCGAACAAGAAAUGCUGCGUCAUUGGUACUGGAGCAUCGGGAGUUCAGAUCGUUCAGAAAUGGGGUCCCAACGUCGGGCAUCUGAAGGUUUUCCAACGAACUCCCAACCUAGCCGUGCCGAUGAGGAAGAGAGCCCUUACUGCGCAGGAGCAAAACGAACAAAAGCCUAUGUACCCGGAGCUUUUCAGCCUUCGUGAGAAAUGUUUCGGCGGAUUUUUGUAUACUUUUUCGGAGAAAGGCACUUUCGAAGAUACACCAGCCGAGAGAGAGGCCUUCUACCGCAAGCUCUGGACCGAUGGUGGCUUCCGAUUCUGGCUGGGAAACUACAAAGACUACCUGUUCGACCCAAAAGCCAAUCGUGAGGCGUACAACUUCUGGGCCAAGAAUGUUCGCUAUCGAGUUGGUGAUCCUAGGAUUCGAGACCUCGUCGCACCGUUGGAGCCACCCCACCCCUUUGGUGUCAAGCGUCCUUGCCUCGAACUCAAUUAUUAUGAACAGUUCAAUCGCGAAAACGUUGAACUAGUCGACAUCAAGAACAACCCCAUCUCUCAAUUCACCGAGAAAGGUAUCAAACUCAAAGACGGUACCGAGCAUGAGUUCGACGUCAUCUGCAUCGCCACCGGAUUUGAUAUCGUGACUGGUGGAAUGACGGCCAUGGGUCUCCGCAACAUCAACGGCGACUUACUCCAGGAUGAGUGGAAGAAAGCUGCUUACACCUAUCUGGGUACAACUAUCAGCGGUUAUCCUAAUAUGUUCCAUCUUUACGGUCCUCAAGGUCCGACUCUUUUGAGUAACGGCCCAACCACGGUCGAGGUCCAAGGUCGGUGGAUUGUAGAUGCAAUCAAGCAGGUCGAACGCCAGGGUCUCAAGUACAUCAAUCCCAAAGCCGACGCGCAGGCCGAGUACAAGAAGAAAAUCAACGCGUUGUCGGACAUCAGCCUGUUCCCGACUACCAAGUCGACCUACAUGGGUGGAAGUAAGCCAGACAAAGCUUUUGAACAGACCAACUGGGCUGGUGGCAUCCCUGCAUAUCACGCCGAAAUCCGAGCUACGCUUCCAGAUUUUGUUGGCUUCGAGAAAGUCAAGAAAUGA
Exophiala oligosperma is the source of this 1674-nucleotide messenger RNA. RefSeq lists its product as uncharacterized. Gene Ontology annotation, molecular function: flavin adenine dinucleotide binding; N,N-dimethylaniline monooxygenase activity; NADP binding. The record is from RefSeq and is a predicted model, not a curated record. The coding region runs from base 1 to 1674 and encodes 557 amino acids. Lineage: Eukaryota; Fungi; Ascomycota; Eurotiomycetes; Chaetothyriales; Herpotrichiellaceae. The transcript is spliced from 5 exons.